This is a messenger RNA of Meriones unguiculatus (Mongolian gerbil), 2047 nucleotides long. RefSeq names its product ribosomal L1 domain containing 1 (gene Rsl1d1). Gene Ontology annotation, cellular component: 90S preribosome. The transcript has 9 exons. The record is from RefSeq and is a predicted model, not a curated record. Lineage: Eukaryota; Metazoa; Chordata; Mammalia; Rodentia; Muridae. Bases 52 to 1422 code for a protein of 456 amino acids.
GGCCCUGCGCUUGCGCAAACGUCCUAACUCCUGAGUUCUACACGAGGCGUCAUGGAGCGCUCUGCGUCCGCCUCCACCCCUGCCUCAGACGCCGUGGCGACCACUACCGCGGUGCAAGCGAAGCCUACCGCUCUGGAACAGCUGGACAAAGAGCAGAUCAGAAAGGCUGUGGAAGUUCUGUUUGCACACUCCAGGUCCAGAAAAAGUAGUACUGAAUUGCUUUUGAAUGAGAAUGAGAACGUAUUUUUAAUGGUGAUAUUAUGGAAAAUUCCAGCAAAGGAACUUCGAGUCAGAAUGUCUUUACCUCAUAGUAUUCUAUCAGAUUCGUCAGAAGUCUGUCUGUUUACCAAAGAUGAUUGUGAAUCACCUGAACAGACAGAAGGUUUCUAUAAAAAGCUUUUGAAAAAGCAUGGAGUUAACAGUGUCUCUCGGAUUAUCCCUUUUAAAACUUUAAAGACAGAAUAUAAAGCCUAUGAAGCCAAGCUCCGUCUCUUGGGUAGCUUUGACAUCUUCAUUACUGAUGAAAGAAUUAGGCGACAUUUGCCCACACACAUAGGAAGGCAUUUCUAUCAGAGGAAGAAAGUUCCAGUACCUGUCAAUCUUCUGGCCAAGAAUCUGUCCAAAGAGAUUGACCGCCGUAUCACAGGGACUGUCUUAAACAUCUCUAAACAUGGUUCUUGCAGUACUAUACGUAUUGGUCACACCGGAAUGGAGACUCAGCACAUCAUUGAAAAUAUCCUGGCUGUCUCAGAAAUGCUUUCAGAAAAAUUGCCAGAGAAAUGGCAGAGUGUGAAACUCUUGUUCCUGAAAACGGAGAAGUCAGUUUCCCUUCCCAUCUUUUCCUCCUUCGUCACAUCUCAGGAUGAAAACAGCGGAUCCUUCCGUAGUAUGCGGAAAAAAGAACUGAAGAAAAAAAGAAAGCAUGAAAAAGAAAAGUUGAAGAAGAAAAACAAAAUGUUAAGGAAAAAGUCCAAGGAAGCUGCAUCUCUUUCACCUCAAGAUGACUUAGUGUGUAAAACCAGCAGUGCACCAGCAAAUGGUCCAAGAUCCCAGAAGAAAAAGACCAGCAAUGUAAAAGCACAACAGAAAGUGACAGAUGAGUAUGAAGAAACAAUUCCACAACUGGUACCAAUAGGAGAAACUCGAGAUAAAGAAAAUGUGAAGAUGGAAGAAAAUAUCACAGAAGGAAAAUCUCCAAAAAAGAGAUCUGAUCCAAAUACACUCCGUGGCAAGAAAAGGAAGGUCCUACCAGCUGCAGAGACUUCAGAAGCUUCCAGGCCUGGGACCUCAGGGAAGAAGCUAAAAGUAGAUGUGCAGGAACUCAGAAAGCCAGGGGCCAAGGUCUUUACUCCCAGGAAAUCUGUAAAGAAAACUUCUAACACACCCAAAGACAAAAAACCCCAGGGAGCCGAAUCAAACUAAAAUUAGUGGCUCAGCCUGAAGAACAUCAGAGUUAACCUAAAAGCUUUUCAAGAAUAAUUAGGGUGUGGUAGGAAAAACUGGAACACAAAGAUAGGCAGAUGUGUGUGAGUUGCCCUUCUAGAUUUCAGGAAGCCAAGGCCAGAGAGUUGGGGUUUUGAGAGACACUUGGGAUGAACCAAGAAUUUAUUUAAAGCCCAGUGCAAGGUCCUGAGUCCUAUCGUACUCAGGACUGUCAAAAACACACAAAAAGAGGUACUAUGGCCAGGGUUGGUGGUACACACCGGUAAUCCUGGCACUUGGGAGGCAGAGGUGAUCUCUCCAAGUUCAAGGCCAUCCUGGUCUACAAAAGAACUCUAGGACAACCAAGGCUACAGAGAGAAGCCCUAUCUUGAAAAAUACACAAACAAAAAAAGGUAUUCUUGUCCUGAUUCUGUCACAGCCUUUUUUAGCAGUCCUGGACAUAAAUAAUUUUUGUAAAAGUUUCCAUGGGUGACUCUGAAUUAAUUUUUUUGUAUGUAAAAACUAGGGGUUUGAGGCAAAAAAAAAACAAACUGUAUUUGCUGACAACUGCUUCUAUAUGUUUGUAUUUUUUUAAUUAAAAGUUUGACAUCUGCUUCUGCAUAAA